Molecule: messenger RNA, 3121 nt
Organism: Zootoca vivipara (common lizard)
Lineage: Eukaryota; Metazoa; Chordata; Lepidosauria; Squamata; Lacertidae
Gene: DIPK1C
Product: divergent protein kinase domain 1C
Source: RefSeq, a predicted model, not a curated record
AUGCCCGCCUUGAAGCGCCUGCUGAGAGCCAGGCUGGGCAGGCGCUGCUCCGCCGCCUUCUGCCUCUUCUGGGCGGCGUGCGGGGCGGCAGGGGGCGUCUUCUUCUUCUUAGCGCACGGCGGCGUCCUCCUCUCCGGGCGCUGCACUGACGAGCAGAGCCACAGGAUCCUGGCCAGGCUGUGCCUUGACUAUAGAAAAGGAGCCUUGACAGGAGACCUUUGCGAAGACUUGUGUGUGGCACAGAAGUUGAUAUACAAGCGCUGCCUUUAUUACGACAGAGGUAAGAAGGUCAUCCAAGCUGACUGGAGAGGCCGCCCAGUGAUCCUGAAAUCCAAAAAUGAAAUCUUCUCUAGCUACCACCACCUUGGCUUUCUGGAGGAAAUGGAACCGCAGGGUAUUCCAGAGGCAGAGCUCCUCCUGAUGGUCGCUUUGGAGAUCAAGAAUGUCCUGGGUCUACAACUUCCUAAUAACACUGUGGUGCCUUUGUGGACGAAGGGGAGGGGCCCGCACUGGAAAGCACAGCUGGCUAGCAUGUGGUCCCUACUCCAACAAGAAGAAUAUAUUUACUUCAGUGUGCUGCAAGACUUCAGUAAACAUGUCCUAAGGGUCAUCGGCUCCUGUGGCCACUUCUAUGCUGUGGAGUAUCUGACCGCUGGGCAUACCUGGCACAAAACUCUCUUUUCUGUGGAAGAUGCGGUCGGCGUUUCCUUUUCUGGGAUUAAAAGCAAGGCGAAGGCCAUCACUGAAAUUGCCAUCAGCUUCCUCGAUAUGGUAAAACAUUUUGACAAUGACUUUUCUCACCGGCUUCAUCUCUGUGACAUCAAGCCGGAAAACUUCGCCAUCCGAAGUGAUCUGACGGUGGUGGCUAUUGACGUAGACAUGGCUUUCUUUGAACCGAAAAUGAGAGACAUCCUUGAGCAGAACUGCACAGGCGAUGAAGACUGUAAUUUUUUUGAUUGCUUUUCGAAGUGUGACCUGAGGAGCCGAAAAUGUGGAGCAGAGAGAGCUAAUAACAACCUCCAAGUCAUCUGUGAAAAAAUAUUCCGUCCCUGGUUUUCUCUCAACUUCAUGGGAUCUGCCGUCUCCUUUCCCCUACAGCUGCAGUUACAGAAGGCAGUGCAGGAUUGUGCAGAAGCCAGCACCAAGGACAUUGGCCAUCAUCAGAGCCAUUCUUCACAUUCUCUUUCAGAGUUAUACCAUUUGCUUCGAGCCAGUCAAAAGGAACUUCAGAAAUCUGGUAGCUACCCUCAUCAAAUUCACCAAUGAUUACUAUUCAGGGAAGAAGGACUUUCAGGUUUUUUUUGCUUCCAUUCAGUAGAAUUAAUUUCCACUUAAUGACUUCUGACUGUGCUUUUCAAAACUGUGAUUGAAGAGGUAGCGUGUUUAUUAUUAAUUCUCUUUGAAAUGCAAAAUAAUUUUUUAUUGGACUCUGCUUUUGCUUCGUUCCUGAACCCAUGCUGCGUCUCCCCUGCUGUUAUUUUGCAUUAUAUUGUUUAUCCAAAAAGCAGCAGCACCCAUCCAAACUAAUGUCUGACCCAAGGGUGGAACAACAUUUAAAUUUCAGAUGUGCUUUGGAGAUGGAGGAGGGGGGAGAACAGCCUGUGGAAUGCCCUCCCACUAGAGGUCAAAGAGAACAACAAUUACCAGACCUUUAGAAGGCAUCUCAAGGCAGCCCUGUUUAGGGAAGCUUUUAAUGUUUGAUGGAUUUCUGUAUUUUAAUGUUUGAUGGAUCUCUGUAUUUUAGAAUUUCUGUUUUGUUGGAAGCCGCCCAGAGUGGCUGGGGGAACCCGGCCAGAUGGGCGGGGUAUAAAUAAUAAAUUAUUAUUAUUAUUAUUAAUUCUAGUUUGAAAAUAAAGAGCUGGGGUGGAGUGGUCACCUAAUUAAUGUUUUAUUCAAUAGAGAUUGUGUAGACUAAGAUCUUUGUUAGCAAGAAAGGGAAUAGAUGUUGGAACGAAGGAUAGUUUUCUCGCUGCCUGCCACCCAUCACUAUUUAAGUCAAAAUAAACCAGCAAUGUUUAGCCCAGUGGUUACAAUAAAACUGUUUUGCCCAUUGACUACAAUAAAACAGCAUCAAGCUUACAAAGGUUGGGAUUGCAAGCCAGGGGUAAACUACCCUGUGCCCUCUGUUGGACUGCAACCCCCAUCAGCCUCAGCUAGCAUGGCCAAUGGACAAGGAUGAUGGGAAUUGUAGUUAGAUUAAGCACAAAAUUGGCUACCCCAUGUACCUCAUCCCAAGCUCAGCCUGGGCCAUUACUUCACUAUUUCAGUGAAACUGCAGCACUGAUUGAACCAAAGGAAUUGGCUCUUCCGGAAGGACUGGGACCAGAGUCAAGAAAUAUGGUGCCUUGCACUUGGCUUGUCAGGUUAUAACCCAGAAUGGUGGUCUACCUUAAAAUCCCUGAAAAGGUGGGACACUCAGCGGCUGUGGUUUCUUUCACCUGUUUCUUUUCAGUCUUUUUAAACCCACCUCUAUUCCUCCUGCUGUGGAUUAUAAAGAUUAAGUCCUGAUUAUUACAGUAGGUGAACAAGAGGUUUGGUAGGGUUGAAAAUCCAGACAAAGUUGUUGAGCUUUUUGGGAAAAAUAGGAAAAAUAAAGUCCAUUUUUGAGCUUUUUAAAAAAAUGGAAGAUAGGCAAAAACGGCACUGCCGGCAUGGGCUGCCAUGCAAUCCAGAUUUUCCCGGACAUCUGACACUGCUGCCGACUGCAGUAUUCAGGAUAUGUCUGGGAAGUUCUGGACGUAUGGCAACCCUAGGUUUGGGCAGAGGAGAAGACAUGGCUACAGAAAUGCCUCUCUAAUUUGGAGUUAAACCAUCAAAAUGAAUUUCAGCCUCCUGCACCCUAGUUAGAAUUGUCUGAGACAGGAGUUCAUCAGAAACCACCUGAACAUCACAGAAUUGCCACCAGUGAACCUCUGUCCAAACAACAUCAAAGGGAAGUUUGCAUCAUUAUAUUGUUCCCAAAUCGCCUCAGACCUCCAGCAAACUGGAGAUGCGUUCAGCAGAUACCUGUGCACAGGGUUUUAAAGAAAAAUGAAUGAAAGCAUGCGUCAUGACUGUGUGGGUUGUUUGGUAGAGAGGAAGGAUUGAGAACUGUGUCCCACCAUGUUUAAUUGUCAAGGGU